Messenger RNA from Gracilinanus agilis (Agile Gracile Mouse Opossum), 925 nucleotides. RefSeq names its product outer mitochondrial membrane lipid metabolism regulator OPA3 (gene OPA3). The coding region runs from base 69 to 578 and encodes 169 amino acids. The record is from RefSeq and is a predicted model, not a curated record. Gene Ontology annotation, cellular component: mitochondrion. Lineage: Eukaryota; Metazoa; Chordata; Mammalia; Didelphimorphia; Didelphidae. The transcript has 2 exons. Gene Ontology annotation, biological process: regulation of lipid metabolic process.
CGCGUGCGCCUAGGGUCCACGCCCCGCCGUUCCCCGCCUUGGGCCGUGACGCACAUGCGGCCGCCAAGAUGGCGGUGGGCGCGUUCCCCAUUGCGAAGCUGCUGUAUCUGGGCGUGCGGCAAAUCAGCAAGCCGCUGGCCCAAAGGAUUAAGGAGGGGGCGCGCCGGAGCCAGUUCUUCCGGACCUACAUCUGCCUACCGCCCGCUCAACUGUACCACUGGGUGGAAAUGCGAACAAAGAUGAGGAUCCUGGGCUUCCGAGGAGCCACAAUUAAGCCCCUAAACGAGGAGGCCGCUGCGGACCUCGGGGCCGAGCUGCUGGGGGAGGCCACCAUCUUCCUGGUGGGCGGCUGCUGCCUGAUCCUGGAGUACAUGCGCCAGUCGGCCCAGACCCGGAAAAAGGAGGGGGAACAGCGUCAGGUCAUGGAGACCCUGCAGCAGGAGCUGGGGUUACUCAUCUUGACUGUGGAGACACUGGAAACUCAGAAUAAAGAGCUCUUCAGGCGCCUGGGUGCCAUGGACGAGCUGCACACCCAGGUCCACGAGCUCAAGGAACUACUGAACAAAAAAAAGAAAUAAGGGUUUCCCCACUGCCCAGUCCAAAGCCUGGCCCCUUGGGAGCCUGGGGACCACGGCCCAGGGUGCUGCCGCCAUCUCCCCCUGCGCACGGCCCCCUUCUGGUGGUGCCGUUGGAGCCCAAGAGAGGCUUGUCCCUUGGACGGGAUGGUCGCCAUGCCGGCUUCUCCCACACCCGCGGCACCCCCCUUGGGACACCCCCUGUCUGGGGGCCCCUGAAGGUCCUGUGACAUUUCUCAUUUCCUCCCUUCGCCCCCUUCUCUCCUCCAGUUGUAUCUUCUUGUGGGGUUGGCCAUACUUUCACUUGGUGUUUCAUUGCCCUCCUCUGGGGAGUAAAGAAUUGGCCAGAA